Messenger RNA from Cotesia glomerata, 627 nucleotides. Its product is annotated as proline-rich P65 protein homolog. The transcript has 4 exons. NCBI's taxonomy places the organism in Eukaryota, Metazoa, Arthropoda, Insecta, Hymenoptera, Braconidae. The record is from RefSeq and is a predicted model, not a curated record. The coding region runs from base 1 to 627 and encodes 208 amino acids.
AUGUGUUUUGAUGACGGUCCUUUAGGGAAUAAUAAUAAGGACUUUUAUGGGAAAAAUAAAAAGAAUGAACUCCAGGCGGCUUAUCAGGAUAAUAAUAAGGACUUUUAUCAGGUGGAGCACCAGGACAAACUCCAGACUGCUUAUCAGGAUAAUAAUAAGGACUUUUAUCAGGUGGAGCACCAGGACAAACUCCAGGCUACUUAUCAGGAUAAUAAUAAGGACUUCUAUCAGGUGGAGCACCAGGACAAACUCCAGGCUGCUUAUCAGGAUAAUAAUAAGGACUUUUAUCAGGUGGAGCAGCAGGAAAAACUCCAGGCUGCUUAUCAGGAUAAUAAUAAGGACUUUCAUCAGGACGUACUCCAGGCUGCUCAUCAGGAUAAUAAUAAGGACUUUCAUCAGGUGGAGCACCAGGACAAACUCCAGGCUGCUUAUCAGGAUAAUAAUAAGGACUUUCAUCAGGAUAAUAAUAAGGACUUUUAUCAGGUAGAGCAUCAGGACAAACUCCAGGCUGCUUAUCAGGAUAAUAAUAAGGACUUUUAUCAGGUGGAGCACCAGGACAAACUCCAGGCUACUUAUGAGGAUAAUAAUAAGCACUUCUAUCAGGUGGAGCACCAGGACAAACUCUAG